CAGAGAAACAGGCAGAGAGAGAGGAGGAAGCAGGCUCCCUGCUGAGCAGAGAGCCCGAUGCCGGUCCUGCUGACUUGAUCCCAGGACCCCGGGAUCAUGACCUGAGCCAAAGGCAGAGGCUUUAACUCGCUGAGCCACCCAGGCGCCCCUGCACUGAGGAUUCUUGAAUGUGGGCAAGAAGCUGGGCUGGGCUUUCGGGAGGUGGGGGCGGGGUGUUGGAUUAGCAGGGUGGCUGAUUGAACCAUCUCAGGCAAGAUGAGGGGGUGGUUAAAAGCAUGGCCUUGAGUCAGAUAGUUUGGGUUCAUAUCCCAGCUUCAUUACUUGCGUGACCCUGGGCAAGUUGCUUGACCUUACUAAGCCUCAGUCUUCUUACCUGUAACAUGGGAACAAUAACACUGGCCUCUUGGGGUUGUUACAAGGAUCAAUGAGGUGUACUUGGCACAGAGUAAUUGCUCACCACCUGGAAGCAAUUGUAAUUAGCCUUCUGUAAUUAGUCUCUGGGCUCUGGCGGUGCACCUGCAUCUCAUUCUUCAGCACAUUGGUUUCCAGAACACAGCCCAUCCUGGCUGAGCUUGUUUUAUUAAGGAUGACAUUAGAGGUGCGGAAAGUUUGCCACUGGUGGCAGUGACAUGGCUGUGCCCCAGGCUUCUCCACCGGGGCCCCUGCAUGAGCCUGCCAUGGAUCUCCAGCCUUGCCCUCGAAGCUUGGCUGAGAGCUUCCUGGAGGAGGAGCUGCGGCUCAAUGCUGAGCUGAGCCAGCUGCAGUUCUCGGAGCCUGUGGGCAUCAUCUACAAUCCUGUGGAGUACGCGUGGGAACCACACCGCAGCUAUGUGACCCGCUACUGCCAGGGCCCCAAGGAAGUGCUGUUCCUGGGCAUGAACCCUGGACCCUUUGGCAUGGCCCAGACUGGGGUGCCCUUUGGGGAAGUGAGUAUAGUCCGGGACUGGUUGGGCAUUGGGGGACCUGUGUUGACCCCACCCCAAGAGCACCCGAAGCGACCAGUGCUGGGACUGGAGUGCCCUCAGUCAGAGGUGAGCGGUGCCCGGUUCUGGGGCUUUUUCCGGAACCUCUGUGGACAGCCCGAGGUCUUCUUCCGUCGCUGUUUCGUCCACAAUCUGUGUCCUUUGCUCUUCUUGACUCCCAGUGGGCGCAACCUCACGCCUGCUGAGCUACCUGCCAGGCAGCGAGAACAGCUUCUUGGGGCCUGUGAUGCGGUCCUCUGCCGACAGGUGCAGCUUCUGGGGGUGCGGCUGGUGGUGGGUGUGGGGCGGCUGGCGGAGCAGCGGGCGCGGCGGGCUCUGGCAGGCCUGAUGCCCGAAGUGCAGGUGGAGGGGCUCCUGCACCCCUCACCUCGGAGCCCUCAGGCCAACAGGGGAUGGGAGGCAGCAGCCACGGAGAGACUGAAUGAGCUGGGGCUGCUGCCACUGCUAACAAAGUGAGGGCCCCUGUGGCCCAGCACAGGAGGUUUUCUAGGCCCCCAGGUCAUCCCAGGGGGAGCAGAGGACUGUGGGUGCCCUGGACUGGAGCCACAGGCUCCUUCUGGUCUCCCCGGUUGCUGGGACCUGCCGUGGCAGUUUUGACACUACUCCCUGCAUCCUUUACCUUCUUUGAGCGAUGCCCCUGUGGUAACCGGCUGCACGGAGCCUUGGUGUCCGAGGAGUGCUCUACCUCACCGUGUCCUGGGGAGCCUCUGGUCAGCUGUGAGUGCUCUGAGCAGUGACUUCUGAGGCUGUGUUUGAGAGAAGAGCCUGCCAGGAUCCUCACCUGUCCUCUUAGAACAACUGCCUUCAAGCUGAGCCAUUUCCUCACAGGGACCAGGACAAAUGGAGGGCUAUGGGUGUUACGAGUGAACUUCUUCCGGGAGACGGAAGCUGGAUCAGAGAAAGGAUUCAGCGUGGCCCAGUGGGGAAGACCAGAAGACUGGCUUUCUUCAUCUUGGCUUUGAGACUUCAUGACUUUGGACCAACUUGAUUAACCUCUCCAAGCCUCGGGAUCCUCGUCUGUAAAAUGGGGCUCCCUGCCGCAUGGGGUGGGGGUGGGGGUUAAGUGAGAUAACACUUGAAAGUGCCUUGCUUUGUGCCUGGCAGGUGGGGGCUCCUGCUUCUUGCUUUUUUGCCUCUUGAUUGGGGUGUCACUGUACCACACUACAGGGGGAGCUCCCCCACUCCGAAGACCUUGCUGGGUGAGGGGUGGAUCCUUGUCCUGCUAUAGGAGGACUGAUAACUUUUUAUGAAAAACCCAGCCUGUGAUUUUUCAGUCUGAGCAUUAAAAACUCUCAAACCGGGGCGCCUAGGUGGCUCAGUCAGUUAGGCGGCUCAGCCAGUUAGGCGACUGCCUUCGGUGCAGUCAUGAUCUCUCAGGUCAUAUUCACUCAGGUGCCCCACUCAGCAGGGAGUCUGGCUCUCCCUUCUCAUAUCCCUCUGCCCCUACCCCCACUAGUGCACUCUCUCUCAAAUAAAUAAAUAAAAUCUUUAAAAGGAAAAAAAGGCUCCUAAA
This is a messenger RNA of Mustela lutreola (European mink), 2496 nucleotides long. RefSeq names its product single-strand-selective monofunctional uracil-DNA glycosylase 1 (gene SMUG1). Gene Ontology annotation, biological process: base-excision repair. Bases 630 to 1439 code for a protein of 269 amino acids. The transcript has 3 exons. The record is from RefSeq and is a predicted model, not a curated record. Gene Ontology annotation, molecular function: oxidized pyrimidine nucleobase lesion DNA N-glycosylase activity; single-strand selective uracil DNA N-glycosylase activity. NCBI's taxonomy places the organism in Eukaryota, Metazoa, Chordata, Mammalia, Carnivora, Mustelidae.